UCGAGAUCGCCUACACCGCGCACCUGCUCAGGCUGCGCAAGCAGGCCCGCCGGAGGCGUCGCGACGCCGGCGCCACAGGCGUCGAUGACUUCCUGUUCGACGCGUUCAUCCUCUACAGCGGCAGCGACCGCCCUUGGGUGGUAGGCACGCUGGUUCCACUGCUGGAGAACGGACCACAGCGCUAUCGCAUCUGCCUUCAUGAGCGAGACUUCCAGCUGGGCACCGUCAUUGUCCAAAAUAUCUCCAGCUCCAUGGACCGCAGUCGGCACACCAUCGUCGUCCUCUCGAAGAGCUUCCUGUCCAGCCGGUGGUGCCUGUGGGAGAUGGAUUUGGCGAACCACCGUACGCUGGACCCGUCGCAGCGCGAGUUCAUCAUCCUGCUGGAGCUGGAACCGCUGGAACGUUCGGCGCUGCCGCGGCACCUGCGGUUCCUCAUGGACACCCGUACCUACCUGGAGUGGCACCAGGCGGGCGACGUCCAGUACGAGGAGCAGGCGUUCCGCAGACUCAAGAGGGCGCUGGGGCCCAGCUGCUUCACCUGCUCUGACGUCAGCCGCUGCUGACAGCAUGUGUGCCAGGGGUCACCUCACUGCCAGAGCCAUCUGGACGGCAGCGGUUGUGGUCACAAUCAAACUUGCAGUCAGGUCACAGCCGCAUCUAGACUGUAUUCAGCACCCAUGUCAAAUACCAAAUAAUGUUUGAGUACACCAGUGCCUUUGAACAUCCCUAUAGCCACUAUACCUCCUAAACUAAACCAUCACUCGAUAAACAUGUGUGUUAGGUAUCGUCGCACAAGCCAUAGAAAAAGGAAUGUUGAUCUGUCAGGCAUGAAACACAUCUGUUGUCUUUUUUCAAUGAUAACAUUCUCCAACAGCGCAGGUACUUUGACAGCCAGAAACAACUGUUCAUUUUGUCAAGUUCACUGAAUGGCCAUUAGAGUUUGCCACCAACGAUUUCUGCCUGUUAAAUAAACCACAAUGCCUUACUUAUGUGUUGGCACCAGGAAUUGCACCUGCCCAUACAUAUAGCUACUAUGGCGAUUUAUUAUCCCAUUAUGCGUGAAUCCCGCCCUCGCAAAGUGAAACCAAUGUGCGAACUGUUCAUCUUCAACA
Schistocerca serialis cubense is the source of this 1112-nucleotide messenger RNA. Its product is annotated as toll-like receptor 2. The transcript is spliced from 3 exons. The record is from RefSeq and is a predicted model, not a curated record. Gene Ontology annotation, cellular component: membrane. Bases 252 to 563 code for a protein of 103 amino acids. Gene Ontology annotation, molecular function: transmembrane signaling receptor activity. NCBI's taxonomy places the organism in Eukaryota, Metazoa, Arthropoda, Insecta, Orthoptera, Acrididae. Gene Ontology annotation, biological process: toll-like receptor signaling pathway; inflammatory response; immune response.